Messenger RNA from Protopolystoma xenopodis, 660 nucleotides. The record is from the annotation of a GenBank genome assembly. Lineage: Eukaryota; Metazoa; Platyhelminthes; Monogenea; Polystomatidea; Polystomatidae.
AUCCGACUCAUUCUCUCCCUUCGUUUGCUUCUAUUUAUUUUGCCCCCUUUAUCUACUAUUUCUACUGAUAGGCAGUUUUUUUCAAGUCAUGUCCUGCCGCGCCUACUUUCCGCGAAGCAGCUUUCUCUGCUUGGUCAGCACACUCUGCUCACAUCUUGGCGCUUGACAAGAACUCAUCUCCGACUACUCUUGACGCUAGCAAAGGAGAAAUGGAACCGUGCUCUAAUUGAACCGGGAACUGCAGUUGGGGCGCUUUGUGGCCAGUCCAUAGGCGAGCCCGCCACCCAAAUGACCUUGAAGACAUUCCAUUUUGCCGGGGUAGCCAGCAUGAAUAUUACUCAGGGUGUACCUCGGAUGCGUGAAAUCGUGAAUGCUGUUUCGAACAUCCGUACGCCUCUCAUCACAGUAGCUCUGCUAGACCCCACUUCAUCCGAAUUAGCCAAGCAGGUGAAACUGAGCAUCGAGCCAACUCGUUUGGCUGAUGUAUCUUUGCGAUUACGCCAAUGCCUGCUUCCCGAAGACAUCUAUGUCUCCAUCCACUUGGAUUUAACUCGAAUGGCACGGCGCAAUUUGACCCCUGCUAAGAUUGCCACUGCGAUCCGAUUAGCCAAACUUAAGAAGAAAAUCAAACUUACAGUAAGGGGCAAGUUGGAACACUAA